This is a messenger RNA of Trichechus manatus latirostris (Florida manatee), 1788 nucleotides long. RefSeq names its product taste 2 receptor member 4 (gene TAS2R4). Gene Ontology annotation, cellular component: membrane. Gene Ontology annotation, biological process: detection of chemical stimulus involved in sensory perception of bitter taste; G protein-coupled receptor signaling pathway; sensory perception of taste. The transcript has a single exon. Gene Ontology annotation, molecular function: G protein-coupled receptor activity; bitter taste receptor activity. The record is from RefSeq and is a predicted model, not a curated record. NCBI's taxonomy places the organism in Eukaryota, Metazoa, Chordata, Mammalia, Sirenia, Trichechidae. Bases 333 to 1238 code for a protein of 301 amino acids.
GAGCUGUCUAAUGUAGAGUUGAAGCCCUUGGAGCCUGCUGUGCCUCCUCCCUUGAGCCCUCCUGCUCUUGGAGGUUCACUGAGGCUUGCUUUAGUUGGGCAUGUCUAAGGAAAACAGGAUGUGAAGGAAGAAGUGGUAAUGUGAUCCUUGGGAGAUUUGCAUCCCAGCAAGAGCAGCUGGUUCCAGGCCCAGUAAUGGCUCAUUUGUCAUGCUGAGGAAAAUUUAAAAAGGAGACUCCUUCCCGGCCAGACACUGCUGCCUACUUUUCCAUUUCGGUGAAUCUCUUGCUCCCACCAUCAGCACCACAACUACGGAGGCUUCGGUGUGAGAAGAUGGUUCCAAUCUUCUUUUUCUCUGCUGUUAUUGUCUCGGUAGUUUUGGAUUUUGUGGGACUCAUCUUGAGUCUGUUCAUCGCGGUGGUCAGUUACAAGACUUGGGUCACGAGGCACAGCCUCUCCUCUUCCGAUAGGAUCCUGUUCAGCUUGGCCAUCUCCCGACUUCUUAUGCUGGGACUCGUUCUACUGUACGUGACCAUCUUCUUCGUCACCCUGAAUACUGAAAGGUCAGUUUGUUUGUCCGCUUUUUUCCUGUUGUCUUGGAUGUUUUUGAACUCUAGCAGUCUCUGGUUUGUAACCUUGCUCAACACCUUGUACUGCGUGAAGAUCGCUAACUUCCAACACUCAGUGUUUCUCCUGCUGAAGCGCCAUCUGUCCCCAAAGGUCCCCAGGCUGCUGCUGGCCUGCAUCCUGACUGCUGCCCUCACCACGAUCCUAUUCUUUGUGCUCAGCCAGACAUCACCCUUUCCUGAGCAUGGGACCAGUAGGAACAGCACAGUAUUUGAUAUCAGUGAGGGCAUCUUGUCUUUGGUGACCUUGUUGCUCCUGGGCUCUUUUCCCCAGUUCAUUGUAAAUGUGACUUCUGCUUCCUUGUUAAUAUAUUCCUUGCAGAGACAUAUCCAGAAGAUGCAGAGGAAUGUCACCGGCUUUUGGAACCCCCAGACAGAAGCUCACAUGGGGGCCGUGAAGCUGAUGAUCUACUUCCUCAUCCUCUACAUCCCGUAUUCAGUUGCUACCCUGGUCCAUUACCUCCCUUCUUCUACAGGGAUGAGUUUGUCAGCCAAAGCUGCUUGUGUGAUGAUUUCUGUCCUCUACACCACAGGGCAUUCUGUCCUCCUUAUUCACACACAUCCCAAACUGAAAACAAAAGCAAAGCAGAUUCUUUGUUUCAACAAACAGUGACAUUUCAGUAGGAAACAGUGGCUGGAGUUCCCCAGUGGCAUUUCAGUAGGAAACAGUGGCUGGAGUCCCCCGUGGUGACUCCAUGGCUUCCAGGCGCCAGGUUUCUCUGUUAGCUUUCCCAGUGGCCUGAGGAAUGUGUGUUUGUAAUUGCUGAUCCAAUAUCCCAGGCCUUCCAGUGCACACAUUUCAGUUUGUUCUGCUUUUUUUCCCUCCCAUAUUUUAAAAUUAGGCACUUUUUCUAGGGGACUUGUGGAACGUAUUACUUAACAUGUGUUUUGCAUAGGCAUUACAUCUCUAAAUAUUGGAAAUUGUCACAUUGUUCCAUUGGCUACUUAAGUACAAUGGGAAGUUCCCCCAAAUCUAGCAAUACUUGUAGUGCACGUUGUCAGUUAAAUUUGGUGGUUUAGCUGAGGAGUCUGUGUGGUAUCGACAACGGGUAAGUGGUCACCGAGAGCACUUGUUGUUAGCUGCCUUCGAGCCAGCCCCCGUCUCAUGGUCCCACGCCCAGCAGAAUGAUACUCCGCCCAGUCCUGUGCCAUAGGCUUUUCAU